GGAAAGAUGAAGAGGAACUGCGCUCAGUUUGUGAAGUCUCCGAACUUUUUGAUCAAUUUCAGCUCCUCCGAUUGCCUUGAAGCUUAUGAUUUCGUUACCGCAGGCAAAAUUUUAACAGAAAUGGAAGCAGGUCAUUCUACAAAGUCGAUGAGCUUCGUUUUGCUGCUUUCAUUCUGUUUCUUCUUCGCUUCUGUUCGCUCUGUUCCAUCACUUAUCGGAGUGCACCCCCUUGAUGAGAAAUAUUAUUCAUCGGAGGUCAUAAAAUGCAAGGAUGGGUCUCGAUCUUUUACUAUUGAUCGUCUCAACGACGAUUUCUGUGACUGCGUUGAUGGGACCGAUGAGCCUGGAACUUCUGCCUGUGCAAGAGGGAAGUUCUAUUGCAGGAACAUGGGAAGUACACCACGGUUCCUAUUUUCUUCCCGCGUCAACGAUCAUAUUUGUGAUUGCUGUGAUGGAAGUGAUGAAUAUGAUGGUAAUAUCUUUUGCCCGAACACGUGUGUCAUGGGGGGAAAUGCAGCGUACAAGAACAGUUAUUAUAUUUCGACUUCUCGAGAUGUGGAUGUAAUCAACAGAAAAGUAAAGGAGGAAAUCACCAAGGAGGACUUGUUCCAUAGGCUAAUUGGUUUGAAGCUAGUAAUAAUUCUACAAGUAGCCCUCAUAAGUUUUGCAGUCAUCAUUUGGGCAAACCGAUGUCGUGUGAAAUCUAAGAGAAGACGAAGGGAAGGGCGGGCAAAAAACCUCUCGAAUUAGAAAAUGGAAAUAAAGGAAAAAAGGAAGUUGUGGACGAAAAAAAUCGUGACUCAGUUUUAUCAAACCAAAAAAAAAAAAUGAUCUUGAAAAAGAUUCGGCGGAAGGCUAUCGUCAUUUUGCUCUGUUUUAAUCCUAAAUACUCACAAACCUCAACCCGCUGGAUAAAGAACUCCUGCUCUACCUUCACCCUUCACCGCAGAGCCAUGGUCCAUUGGGUGGCUAGGGCUAAGCUAUAUUAUAUAUAAAGAUCCAUCUUAAGCCAACUUAGCCAUAACCUAAACAUCCUGCUUAUUCAUCACAGCAGCACAAUAACACAAAGGAUUAGCAACUCUGUCUGCAUCAAUUUUGUUACAAUUAGGUUAGUUGAUUGACUCAUUAGUAAAGUUGAUGGUUUCUUCCA
Messenger RNA from Cucurbita maxima (winter squash), 1150 nucleotides. RefSeq names its product glucosidase 2 subunit beta. Lineage: Eukaryota; Viridiplantae; Streptophyta; Magnoliopsida; Cucurbitales; Cucurbitaceae. Gene Ontology annotation, cellular component: glucosidase II complex. The transcript has 7 exons. The coding region runs from base 7 to 750 and encodes 247 amino acids. The record is from RefSeq and is a predicted model, not a curated record. Gene Ontology annotation, biological process: N-glycan processing.